Molecule: messenger RNA, 921 nt
Organism: Cladophialophora carrionii CBS 160.54
Lineage: Eukaryota; Fungi; Ascomycota; Eurotiomycetes; Chaetothyriales; Herpotrichiellaceae
Exons: 1
Coding region: 1-921 (306 amino acids)
Biological process (GO): nucleoside phosphate metabolic process; ribose phosphate metabolic process
Molecular function (GO): ADP-glucose pyrophosphatase activity; ADP-ribose pyrophosphatase activity
Source: RefSeq, a predicted model, not a curated record
AUGUCACCAACAACGUCGACCUUCCACCUUCCCAACACCCAGCCGCCCAUCCCCGUCACACACCCAGCAUCCAUCUCUCGGGACCAACUCCUGGCCUUUCCUGCUUUCAAGACCUGGCUUAAUACUUUGCGCCACUCCCUUUCCCUCCAACGGUCGUCGUCGUCCCACCCUUUCCACAACUCGGCCUAUUCUCUCAAAUCAAUAGAAAUCCAAGCCGUCGACCAUUUCUCGGGCCAGCGUCUGGGCUUCCUGAAACUCAAAGCUCAAGUCAGCAACGAAGAUGGCGAACAUCUCCCAGGCUCGGUCUUCAUGCGCGGCGGGAGUGUCGCCAUGCUCAUCAUCCUCACUCCCUCCGACAGCCCGCAUGGCUCAGAUCAAAAGCCCCAGGCCCACAACCAACCCACAACACCGGAAGAAUACGCCAUUCUCACAGUGCAGCCGCGCAUCCCUGCCGGGUCGUUGUCCUUUGUUGAACUCCCCGCAGGCAUGAUCGACGACAGCGGCACCUUCGCCGGCGCUGCAGCCCGAGAAGUCCGCGAAGAGACAGGCCUCGAAAUCUCCUCGGACGAGCUCGUCGACAUGACGUUGCUGGCUUCCCAACUAGACAUGGACAGGUCGAGUGCACAGUCUUCUCCCAUCCCGUGUCCCUCCCCCUCGUCAGAAGAACGGCUUCAAAACGCGAUGUAUCCCUCUCCUGGGGGCAGCGACGAGUUCAUCCCCAUCUUCCUGGCUCGCAAAUCGUUGUCCACGCGUGCGAUCGAUGAGCUGAAGGGCAAGUUGACCGGGUUGAGGGACCACGGCGAGAAAAUCACCCUGAAGAUCGUGCCGGUCCAGGACGUGUGGAAGGUCGCGUGGCGGGACGGGAAGACACUGGCAGCCAUGGCCUUGUAUGAGGGUCUUAGAGGGGAGGGGAGAGUAUGA